AAUGAAACAGCUCCUUCAUGCGCAUUCCUGUCUUUUAAAUAUUCUUUUUCUAUCAUUCUCAUUCGUCAACAUAUUUUGUUUCUAUGGUUGUUAACUUGUUAGUACCUUUGCCUAUCGUCAUAAAAUCUCAAAAAAAAAGAUAAAUGACAUUAAAAAAAAAAGGAAAUGUCUAUGGUUGUGCUAUAGAAAAAAACCGAAAAAACCUUUUAAUAGCAAUGAGAUUUAUCUUUUAUUUAGAAAAUCUUUAGCUAUUGUAAUUUCAAUAUAUUUUAGUACAAUUUUGCGACCAACUACAUAAUUGUGUAUUAAUAAGUAGUGCUAGCCGAUUUCUACUGUAAACAUGCAAGAUACACGGCCAGAAUUAUACGAAGAAGUGAAGCUGUAUAGAAAUGCCCGGGAGCGAGAAAAGCAUGAUAACAUGGCAGAGUUAUAUGCAGUUGUCAGCACAUUGCAACACUUGGAAAAAGCUUAUAUGAGAGACUGUGUCCGUGCUCAAGAGUACACUGCGGCCUGCAGCAGACUCCUUGUCCAAUACAGAGUCGCCUUCAAACAGGUCCAGGGAGAUGAGUUUCCUACUAUUGAGUCUUUUGUUACUAAGUUUAGGUUAGACUGCCCAGCUGCCUUGGAGAGGAUACGGGAAAACAAACCUAACUUAAUCAAAGAUGACAAAGGAAAUACAAACAAAUACAUUGCUGAAAUUGUUUCUCUAUACAUAACACUGAUGGAUAAGCUACGUCUAGAGCUAAGAGCUAUGGAUAUGAUACAGCCUGAGCUGCGAGAUCUCAAGGACACCAUGGACCGCCUCGAAAUGCUCCCUGAGGACUUUGAGGGGAAACUCAAGAUCCAAGAGUGGCUUGACAAGUUGUCAGAAAUGUCCGCCUCCGAUGAACUAUCAGAGAGUCAAGUGAGACAGCUCGUGUUCGACUUGGAGUCAUCGUACGGCGCCUUUAAUAAAUUCCUACACAAGGAUUGAAUGGAUAAAGAUGCAUUGGACGCGCUAAGUCAUUGUUAUAUCUGAUUUAUAUUUAACGUCACUAUAUACUGUAAUAUUAUAAGAAUAUAUUAUUUAUAAGACUUUUUAAUGUUAAAUAGUUAUUAUUAUGUACUAAUAAAUAUUCUA
This is a messenger RNA of Melitaea cinxia (Glanville fritillary), 1120 nucleotides long. It is a transcript of the gene Vps28, whose product is annotated as vacuolar protein sorting-associated protein 28 homolog. Gene Ontology annotation, biological process: protein transport to vacuole involved in ubiquitin-dependent protein catabolic process via the multivesicular body sorting pathway. The coding region runs from base 341 to 973 and encodes 210 amino acids. Gene Ontology annotation, molecular function: protein-containing complex binding. NCBI's taxonomy places the organism in Eukaryota, Metazoa, Arthropoda, Insecta, Lepidoptera, Nymphalidae. The record is from RefSeq and is a predicted model, not a curated record. Gene Ontology annotation, cellular component: ESCRT I complex. The transcript has 7 exons.